AUGGGGCUCCUCUGUGGUUGGCCGUGGUUGCUGCUCCUGAUGUUGGGCUGGCUCAGGCCCAGCAAGAACCUGGAGCUGGUCCCCUACACACCUCAGAUAACAGCCUGGGACCUGGAGGGGAAGGUCACAGCCACCACGUUCUCCCUGGACCAGCCGCGCUGCAUCCUCGACGGGCACGGCCAGGCUAACGACACAGUCUGGCUGGUAGUAGCCUUCAGCAAUGCCUCCAGAGAUUUCCAGAACCCGAGGACACUGGCUGAGAUCCCCACCUACCCCCGGCUGAUGACCAACGGCCAUUAUAUGACGCUGCCCCUGUCCCUGAUCCAGCUGCCCUGUGUGGAUCCCAUGGAUGGUGGUGGCAGCGUGCCCCUGCUGCGGGUGGGCAAUGAUGCUGGCUGCCUUGAGGACCUCCACCAGUGGCCCUACUGCAACGCCCCCCUCCCCAGUCCUGGGCCUUACAGCGUGAAGUUUCUCUUGAUGGACCCCAGCGGUUCACCCAAGGCUGAGACAAGGUGGUCAGACCCCAUUGCUCUUCACCAAGGGAGGACCCCAGGCUCCAUCGACAUGUGGCCAGGGCGGCGAAGCGGAGGCAUGAUCGUCAUCACCACCAUCCUCUCUUCUCUGGCUGGCCUCCUACUGCUGGCCUUCCUGGCCGCCUCCACCAUGCGCUUCUCCAGCCUCUGGUUGCCAGAGGAGGUCCCAUCUCCGGAGCAGCUGCGCAUUGGCUCCUUCAUCGGGAAACGCUACAUGACCCACCACAUCCCGCCCAGCGAGGCCACCACGCUGCCCGUGGGCUGA
Molecule: messenger RNA, 798 nt
Organism: Chrysochloris asiatica (Cape golden mole)
Lineage: Eukaryota; Metazoa; Chordata; Mammalia; Afrosoricida; Chrysochloridae
Gene: UPK3B
Product: uroplakin 3B
Exons: 6
Coding region: 1-798 (265 amino acids)
Source: RefSeq, a predicted model, not a curated record